GUCAUUGUGUCAACGCAGGCAACCGAUGCGGACGCCACAUGCGGCACAUUUCGCUCCGUCGUGGAGUAGCUGCGAGCACAGCCACAGUCAGCGUCGAGUUCGCCACGUGCACGGACAUGUUGAAGCGCCCAUAGCGCAGCGUGUCGGAUAUUUGUGUGUGUUUCCUUUCGAGAAUAUCGCGAGUGCAGUACGAAAACAAAAGUGCGGCAAUUGAAUGCAAAUAAAUACACAAAUACCAACAAAUAAAUACAGCCAAGCAACUAAAUAUUAUUAAUUACAAAUACAUGUAUUAUUUUAUUUUUUUAAAUAUAUUUUUUUUCGUUUGUGCGCGUUUGUGUGAGCGAAAUACGCAAUUGUGGGUCAUUGUCGGCGGCCCAAUGCCGUUAGCCGGCAACUGAAUGCAACGGUAUUGCGCGCCAAAAAAGAAAAGAAAAAAGUGCAAAUCGCAUUUCGAUAAGAAAGAGAAAAACAAAACGAAGAGAAACAACAACAGCAACGGCUAAUUACAGCAACAACACAAGCAGCAGCAGCAGGGCAAUUGCAAUUACAGUUAGAAAUCGGCCAAAGAGGACAAACAGCAGAGACAACAGCGAUUUGACAACAGUGAAACGUCGCUAAGUAGUGCAAGUGCAUGCGUGCAUAUAUUCAAGUAAAUAUAAAUGAAUACAGAGAUCAACAAUUGAUUGAAAGUGAGUUGAAGUAAUCACAAACAGCUGCAGAAAUUAAAUUAAAUGCAAAUAUAAUAAAUAAAUUUUAAAAAAAUAAUAAUAAUAUAUUUAUAUGUGUGUGUGUAUAUAUAAUUGAUACAAAAGACACAACUGAAAAAGCGAGCCAAAUACAGGCGACAGCCUUCGGGGCAACAUGGCGUAUGAUUAACGCCACUUGUUAAGUGCACUGAUUAAAGUUACGGCUGGAAGUGCAGGUGUGGACCUCUGGACCACCGGAGCCAGCAGCGGGUGCUGAUAGCACACAGAGACAACGGGGACUGUCGCUCGGAGCCGCAACACAAAAUGAGGAGUCAUAGCAGAUGGUUAUGUGGAAUUGUGCGCCAGCUUAGCUGCUGGCUGCUAAUGCUGCUAAUUGCUGGCCAGACUGUUUAUGCCAACACAGAAGCGCCAACGAAAUCGCUGACAAUAAAAUCCAGCAACACCACCACCGCCAUCAGCAACAGCAGCACCACCACACUUGCCACGCCCACAAGCCCCUACAUCGAAGAGGAGCACGCGCUGACCAUCUCAACAGCAACCACAACCACAAGAGCGGAUCGCUACCGGCGACAGGCGGAGGAGGAUCAAGUGGAUCGCUGCCGGCUCUUCGUUGAGGGCGAUCCCACCAAGAACGAGCUCUACAGCCCCGAAUAUCCCAAUCUAUAUCCAAAGAACAUUAACUGCACCCGCGUGAUAACAGCGCCGAAGGGACAAAUUAUAAGGCUGGAUUUUCGCAACUCGUUCAAUAUUGAGGCCAAGGAGGAGUGCAAAUUUGAUUUUCUCGAGAUACGCGAUGGGCAGUAUGGCUUCUCGACGCUAAUUGGAAAAUACUGCGGCACCGACUUUCCGCCGGAGAUAACGUCGAAGGAGCGGUAUCUGUGGCUGCACUUCCACUCGGACGACACCAUCGAGUAUACGGGCUUCAGUGCGGUCUUUGAGUUUUUGGAUAGGAAUCGUGAGGCGCCCAGCACGGAUCUCAAUUGUACCAUCGAGAAGGAUGGCUACGAGGGCUUCAUUAACUCAACAGAUGUCCCAGCUGAAAUAAGGGAGCAGGUGAUACGCGACAAGAUUGCUCUCGACUGCAUUUGGCGUAUCCAGGUGAAGGACAACUGGAAGAUAUUUUUGAAAUUUCUGGACUUUCAUCUAAGCAAGCCGAACGACUGCGAAACAAACUUCUUGGAUAUAUUCCCCGAGCAAACAGUGAUGCCAUUAAGAGUGAAGAACUUUUGCGGAUCGGCGGGCGAGAGCAUUACGGCGGAGUCAAACAUUCUGCACAUGCGAUUUUACGCAGAGCAAAGUGCGAUUAACUCAACAUUCGCCAUUCUCUAUACAGCAUUCCGGGAUCGUGGAUCGGGCACGUGCACCGAGGACGAGUACGAUUGCGAGGACGCGACAUGCAUAUCAAGCGACUUGAAGUGUAAUGAUCGAGACAAUUGCAAGUUUCGCUUCGACGAGGAGAAGUGCAGUAAUGAAACGCCCGGCCAAUCGGAGCAUGUGGUCAUCAUAAUAAUUGUGUUUGGCCUGAUACUGGGCGGCAUGUUCAUCACGUUCAUUGUCAACUGUGUGCGAAAGAUUAUACGAGACCAGAAGAUAAUACGCGAACACAUACGCGAGUCCAAGGAGAGCAAGCUGGACGAGAUGGGCCGCAAUUCCAAGGCGCGUUCACGCGAGAACAUAUCAAGACAGAAGCAUUCGCAGACGUCACUGCAAAUACUCGAUGACGUCUCGAAUCGUUACUAUCGCGAGGCUGUGCCCAUGUCGACGCAGCCGAGCAAGGCCGACUUUAAAGAGAAGGAGCACAGCAUAUUGCGCCGGAAUCCGGACAUGACCCAAACGAGCCUCUGCGGCGGCAUCGAUGGCGACGACGCCGAAUCGUCCUCAACAACGACGGCAACGCAUGAGAUGAUGACAAAGGCGGCGAUAGCGACCGCACCGGUUAAUGCCUGUGAUAUGGGCUGUCAAACGAGGGAGUCGCUGUUCGCGAACAGCCCCAGCGCCGUUGCCACUCUAAUGAGACAGAAGUCCGGCUCGUCAUCGCUGGGCGGAGGGAGCGUGGCUGGCGCUGUGAUGCCGCCGCCACCGCCGCGCUUCUUUUCCACAUUCGGAUACGAGCAGGCUGCGGCGCCGGGCCUGAUGGCCGUGUCGCCGUCGCUACCGGUGGCCACGCCUCCGCCGCCGUCAGUAGCAGCAGCGGCGGCAGCGCAUCUGGGCACACUGACGCGUCGCAGUCAGAUGCACCUGCCACGUGCGCCGUCACAACACGAGUCCAUCGAGCUGGAGGAGCGGCACAGCGGCGUCGGCGUCGGCGUCGGCAGCGGCAGCGGGCAGCGGUCGCAUUAUGGCGUAAUAGUGGCCUCCGCCGUGAAGCCGCAAGAGAUCUGCCAUCAUCAUCAUCAGCACCAGCAGCAGCAGCAGCAGCAGCAGCAGUUGCCGCAGCGCACGCAUCAUUCGCAUCCUGCGCACCAGCAUCAGCAGCAGCAGCUGCAGCACCAGAUGCAGAUGCAGCUGCAGCAGCAGCAGCAGCAACAGCAGCAAGCUCCCAGCGUUGCUACGCGACUGCCGAAGGGCCACGCCCAGCUGCAGGGCCAAACGACGGUGCUGCCCAGCAAGGGCAGUGGCGGCAGCGGCGUCGGCGUCGGCGGCGGCGUCGGCAAGCAGCAGAAGAAUGAGGAGUCGAAAGUGUUCAUUGACAUACGGAAUUCAGCGCCAGACGUGAUUAUCAUGACGUCCCAUUGACAUUUAAGGAUUGCACGCCAAUCAGCAACAACAGCAACAGCAACAGCAACUGCAACUGCAACAGCCAUGAGCAUCAGCAACAGCAACAACAACAACAACAACAACAAGGAACAGAAGCAUGGCACAAUGGCUGGCAUAUUAACCACAGCAACAGCGACGCCGUUGACACGACACGGACAUGCACACGGACGCAGACACAGACACAGACACGGAUGCGGACUCGGACUCGGACUCGGACUAGGACACGGACACGGAGGCGAACAUGAACGCGGACAUGGAGACGGCGUGGCGCAAUCAGGCAAACGAAUAGCAAACGCAAACGCAAAAGCAAACGCCACUUUUCCGGCCGGAACACAAUGUCGCAUUCAAUUGUAUUUUUGGCUUUAAAGCCAGGUAAUGUUAAUUUGCCUAGCCUGGCUUUUUCCAAUGGGCGCUGGGUUGGUGGUUGGGAAAUUUCACCCGCUCCCUUUUCUUUAAUUUAUCCCUAUUUAAGCGCAGCCUCUUUGCUGUCGAGCGUAGGAACAGGCACUGAAUGCACUUGAAUGCAGAGCCGUGUACAUGUCCACACUCACAUAUAUAUACAUAUAUAUAUAUAUAUACAUAUAUAGCCAAAUAGGCGCUGCUGUUCCGACCAAUGUUCAACUAAACGUGCAGACACUAAGCAGACGCUCGACAACAACAUUUGCCAAAGUACAACGACAGCAGGAGCAGCAGCAGGAGCAGCAGCAGCAGGAGUAGCAGGAGCCGGAGCAGCAGAAGAGACAGCGACAACUGCGAGCGCUGACCACCAUUUGGACAUUUUGAGCGUCGCUCUCUUUGGCUCUCGGCGCUGCCUCCGCCCUGCCCUCCUCGUGCCAUCUGCGUGGCCACAGAGCAGUCCGAAUCCUGUUGCUUGACUUGCGGCCAGCAUGCCCGAUCCGGGAACUUCUUCAUUUACAUGCAUGACGAACGUGACAGGGAGACGAAUGGCGAAUGUUGCCAGCGAAUGGGUCAGACGCAGUCCAUCCAUCACGUGCACGUGCAAGCAGCAGCAGCAGCAGCAGCAGCACGUUACCCCCAGCCCCACUCCUGCUCACGCCCUUUCUCCCCCUGCUUCCUCUCUUGUCUAGCUGCCUCGGUUACCUAUCAAAUGGCACUGAAGCAAUUUGCGUGAAAAUAGUUUUUAAGUGAUUUUCAGCACAUUCGUCGCACGUUCGCUUGGGCCCCUCGCUUUCCCAGCUGCUUUAAUGAUUUUAUUAAAUUGUUUUUCCCACCCACCUGCCGCCCUCGCUCUCGCAACCACUGUGUCUGUCACGCACCCCCCCGGAACAGAACGAGUGCCCUGUGUGUAAAUGGACAUACUCAAAUAUCUCAACGUCAAUUUGAUUAUCUGACUGCGUUCAGAAUUCAUUUUUUGACGCACAAUCAUCUUUGACACAGCUCCAACUGCUCGGCCGGCGUUCAAGUGGAGUUGUCACCACCCCCCCCUCUUCCUUCCCUCUCCCUGUCCUUUUUUUGCCCACUCGGUGUCUGUUUGCACGUUUUUCCGUUUUUCACUCCCAUCUGGCGCGGAAAACUGUCAACUCACAAUUAGCACGGUCACCAUAUUGCGUUGGCGUUCAAUGGCUUUUUCUUCCUCUUACCCUCUGCCCCGAUUGUGAACCCGAAAAAUACACAUAAAAAAAGAACUACCAGUUGAACGUGUUCCGAAAUUCAAUUUCGUUAAACAAGUUUCGUUUUCACCAAUCUCAAAAAAAAAAAAAAAAAAAAAAAACAUUUUCGCAAUUUCGAGUUUCAUUUCCUAUUCGGGUGUUCCAAGAAAUAAAUAGAGUUCUUAAGUAUUUCAUGCAAUAAGUGUAAAUAAAUAUGUUUAUUUUCGAAUUAGAUUUUGCAAUUACAGAUAUAAAAUAUGUAGAUUAUAUCUGCACGAUUUACUAACUUACAGUUCAUGCUAAAAAUAAUCAACUGACAUAAUGAUAUAUUUAAGAACUUUAAAAUUAAGCUAAAAUGUUGGUGUAUAAAAUGAAUGGAGAAUGUAAAAUGUUUUGAAAUUUGUUAAGUUUUCAUAAUCCUUAAGCGUUCUUUGUAUGGCGCAUCCAUGAUUGAUCAAUCAAUGGUUAAUUCCCAUCAAUCAUGAAUGCAUAAUCAAUGAUUGAUUUACAUUUACUUUUCGCUUAUACCGAGUCAAUGAUUGAUGAUUUGAUAAUUUGAUAAUUUUUGUCAAUCAAUGAUAUACCCAAUUUACAACUUUUUUUAUGCACAGAAUCAAUGAUUGAUCAAUCAAUCAAGAGUAUUUUCUUAAUGCUAAAAAUUAAUUAAUUAAUUAAUUAAUUAAAAAUUAUAUCAUGUGGUGAAUCCAUGAUUGCUGUCAUUGUCUACUUUCCUAUGUGCAAAUAUAUGAUUGAUAUCAAUCAAUGAUUAAUAAUGUAUUUACUGUGGGAUUAAUCAAUAUAUUUAUUGAGUUAGCUCAGAACAACUAGAAACAAUGGUUGAUCCGUCAUCAGUGAUUGAUCUAUUUAUCUGUUUUUUCAUAUAGAAUCUACGAUUGAUUAAUGAAUGAUUGAUUCAUUUGAUUACUACCUUCAAAUACAGAAUCAGUGAUUGAUCAAUCAAAGACUGAUUCAUACUUUUCUAAUAUAUAAAAUCAGUAAUAAAUCUACCUAGUUCCGUUCUUUAUGCUUAACAUCGCGGAUUGAUUGAUCGAAAUGUAGAUUGAUUCAGUUGCUUGCUAACAAUUUUUCUCGCAUUUCUAUUCCUUUUCAAUUUAAUUGUAUUUUUUUUAUUUAUUUAUUUAUUUAUUUUUUUUUGUAAAUUUUUUGUUGUAAUUUGGAUAAAAGCGAAAAGUUUAGAAUAUUUGGAAUGGACUGACGCAUGCUGACAGAGACAAGUGUGAGAUGUCUGAGUGAGCGGUGGCGUAAGGGGGCGUGGCUGCGUGGGAAUGGUACUAAGCUAAAAAUGCCAAGCAAUUUGAUUGAUUGAAUUGAACGAGGAGGAACGACACGGGCAAUGAUGAUGAUGAGCUGAAGAAGAGUAAAAUAGAAGGCAACGGGCAGCCGAUUGGCAAGCGGUCAAAGUGUGAGGCAGGUGGGGCAAGUGGCACAAAUGGGGCGUGGCCGAUGUCAAUUGCGAUGGCAAUGGCAAUGGCAAUGGCAAAAACCGCUCAUUACUCUCCACAUGAUGCGCUUGUCAUGCAGCCUUGCAAUUUGAAGCAGGAGUCAUUAGCAGGAUUAAAGGCUGAUUACAAACGGUUAGACGUUAGCUGGCCACAGUCAAUGCCGCCACUGAGAGCAGAGGCUAAAGCAGCAGCAGCAGCAGCAGCAGCGGCAGCAGCAGCAGGCGACAACUUGUAGAUGCACAUAAAAGAUGACCCAGCUCAAAGCCAGAGACAGUUGGACACAUUACAAGAGCCCGGCGUCAAAUUAAAUUUUGUAUUCUCCGACAACCGCAAAAGUCAUUAAAAAUAUGAGAAUUCUGCUCAAAGUUGGUGGCGAAAAAAGCACGCAGCCCGUUGGCCGUGCAAUGAAAAAUACAAUUCAACCAAAAACAUGCCGGUUCAUUAUAUUGAAUUGUUAACUUUUUUCGCUUUCAGUUGAAUGCGCAGCGACCAGAGGCCCAGAAGCGAGCGAUAAGAGAUUCAAAUCGAUGACGCUCAUCACCUAACUUGAACAUGGUCUGACUUUAGUCGACUUUUAUAUGAUAUACAUAUAUAAUAUAUAUAUAUAUAUAUAUAUAUUGAUUUACUACCAACUAAGCUGAGAUUGUAUCUAGUUCUUCGUUGAACUCUGUGAAAAUGAGCUGAAUUUAUGGUUGCAAUACCAGAAAGUACUAUAUAUCUUGUUUGGCUCUACAGCCGAGUCCACUAUGUCUAUUCGUAUGUCUCUGCAGCUAGAGAAUGAAGCUUCAACUGUCCAUGUGGAUAUCAUCCAUACCUCCUUCAAUUUUCAGGAGAUCAACAAAAAUACCUAUAGCAAUACUCUGUUGAAUUCUGCUUCUUUUGAAUAUUCAACAAGUUUUGUAUGUACAAUACAUUGUACAACAAUACAUUGCGCAUAGAGCCUAACUGUAAGAUAUUCACUAUUUUGAAAAUUUCAAUAUUCGCAUUGCAUUAUAUAUUAGUUUCAGCUUUCUGUGUUGAGAAUUUCAUCGUAAUCCGUACAAAAACUCAGAAGUUAUUUAAGAAAAUGUUUAGUCAAUUUAGCGACAGGCAUAUGCUCUUGCUCCAGCCAUGUCAACGCACUCACACGCACACAGACACACACACACACAGCUAUGCAAAUGGUUGAACGCUUUGUGUAAUGUUCUAUGUAUAAAAUGGCAUAGACUAACCCUUUCAAACAUACUUAAGCUGCUGCUUUAGCCUUGGCUUUGCAUUGUUUUCCCGGAAUGACGGUGUGCGUAGAGGCGACGUUUAAAAUGACAGCUGACGUUUGGCCAUAGACGCGUGUUCGAGUCCUCACGGAAAAUUGUAUAUUUAAUAAUUUAUUUGUUAUUUUAUAAUUAAAUUUGAAAAUAAAAUUAAUUACAUCUGCAUUAGUGUGCGUGUGAUUUUGUUUAUGCAUUCGCAGAUGUAAGCUAAAGUACAUAUGUAUUUGGAACAGCAGCUCGGCAUGUGGUGCAGGGUAUCAACUGGUCGGGCACACCCGGCUAGAGCUCUCCUUAACUGUUUUGGUUAACUGUGCCGCAGUCACUCACAAAUUUAUUUGCUUUGAGCUCUGUAUGUGUUUGUUAUUGAAUCUUUAGGCUCGACUACUCAUAGCUAAUGUAAUUUCAAUAAAGUUUAACUUCAGCUGAAAUGGAAGCCUAGCUUUGGCUAUUGAGUUCACACACACACAUACAACACAUAUUAAGAUAUCGAUAUUUUUCUUUUAGCCUAAGCCGAUUGGAUUCUUAGCCAAAUUGUGUAUAUAUAUAAGUCGAAAACGAACUAUAAAUGUCAAGAACAAAAUAAAAAAUAAAAAUAAAAAAAAAGAAGAAAUAU
Drosophila mojavensis is the source of this 8400-nucleotide messenger RNA. It is a transcript of the gene Neto, whose product is annotated as dorsal-ventral patterning protein tolloid. The record is from RefSeq and is a predicted model, not a curated record. Bases 1011 to 3443 code for a protein of 810 amino acids. Lineage: Eukaryota; Metazoa; Arthropoda; Insecta; Diptera; Drosophilidae. Gene Ontology annotation, molecular function: protein binding. The transcript is spliced from 13 exons.